Punica granatum (pomegranate) is the source of this 1656-nucleotide messenger RNA. The record is from RefSeq and is a predicted model, not a curated record. NCBI's taxonomy places the organism in Eukaryota, Viridiplantae, Streptophyta, Magnoliopsida, Myrtales, Lythraceae.
UUAGGGUAAAGAAGCCACCAAAUUCAUUGUCCAAACUUCAUAAGAUCUGUCAACACCCUAAACUCAUGAAAGCAUGAAGUCCUCGGUUUUACCAGACAAACUUAUCAGCACCAGAAAGGACAGGCAUCGCUUCUUCAACUUUGGUGUUCUGCCUCCUUUCCUCUUCUUCCUCAGCCUCUUCAUCCUUUACUAUGGCUAUGAACCUCUAAGGCUCACUCGCAAUGCCUAUGUCCAUGACCAUUCGAAGUAUGAAGGAGAGGACUGUGAUCUGUACAUGGGCCGGUGGGUCCCGGAACUUCGAGGGUCCUCCUACACAAACUCGAGCUGCAGGACGAUCCCGGACUGGAAGAACUGCUUCCUGCAGGGAAGGAAGGACAGGGAUUUCCUGAAUUGGAGGUGGAAACCUGUGAAAUGCGAGCUCCCGAGGUUUGAUCCUGAGAUGUUCUUGGAAAUCGUGAGAGGGAAGACAAUGGCUUUCAUCGGCGACUCUCUUGCUAGGAACCAAAUGGAGUCCCUGCUCUGCCUCUUGUCCCAGGUAGAUACUCCAGUCGACAUUUACAAGGACUCAGAAAAUCGAUUCCAUACGUGGCGAUUCGCCGAUCAUGAUUUCACCCUCAAGGUUUUCUGGUCCAGGUUCCUAGUCAACGGAGAGGAAAUAGUAAUCAAUGGAACUCUGUCUAGCAGCUUCGAGCUUCAUGUAGACAGGGUCGACGAGAAGUGGACCUCCGAACUCCCAGGAGUCGACUAUGCCAUCAUCUCUAGUGGCCACUGGUUCUUCCGGAAAAUAUACGUGUAUGAUGGUUCCAACCUAACAGGUUGUGUCUACUGCAAUGAACCUAAUGUAAACUCCUUCGGCCCAGAGCGUGCUCUUGGUUUGGCCCUGAGAUCUUCAAUGAAUCACAUUAAGAAUUGUAAGAAUUGCAAGUCGGGGUUAGUGACUGUGCUAAGGAUGUUCUCGCCUGCCCAUUUCGAAAACGGGACGUGGAAUACUGGUGGAAUGUGCAGGAGGACAAGUCCGUACACUGAGAGAGAGGUCACCCUCGACGGCACUUACCUGCAAUUUUGGAAGGUACAACUUGAAGAAUUUGAACGGGUCAGGUUGGCCAGCCAUGGCGGGGACUGGCGGAGGUUCGGGGUCUUGGAUAUCACAAGAGCAAUGUUGAUGAGACCAGACGGGCAUGUUGGGGAGUUCUCGGGUAACAAGUGGGCGAGGGCCUACAGCGACUGCCUCCAUUGGUGCCUGCCUGGUCCCAUCGACGUGUGGAACGAAUUUUUAAUGUCAUACUUGAGAAAAUUAGCGAGAUAAUAAUGGUGAAUUAAAAUGUUAACAGAGAAUCGACGGCUAGGGACUGGUUCGACUCAUCGGCGCUCAAUUCAAUCACUCAUAUAUCGUAGGGGUAUCCAUAUAUAUUGGCCCUUUACUUCUUUUUUAACUCCUCAACAGGUCUAAAACUCAAGAACAAACAGUUUUACUUUAUGCAUUGAUCAGUAAACAAGUUGUUACUUGCAAAGGUAUUAUGCCAUUUGUUUAUUGAUGUUUAUAAUUAUCCAAUACCUGAGGACAUAGUACACAAAUUAAAAAAUAAAAGUUAUCAUGUUAUUUGGAAAUUCAAAUAACUAAUAUUUCUAUUAUAUAGAUAUAUAUAUUUAUUUAUG